UCAUGUUAAUGGCACUUCUUGGGACGGAAAAGCUUGCCUGCUUUCUUUGGCGUUUGCUUCAAGACAAUCAUCCCACAAAUGCAAAACUCCACAGUAGGCUUCCUAAUCUUCCUAAAGAAUGUGCAGUAGUGGUGAAGUAGAAUCAGCUAAACAUCUUUUCUUUGGCUCCAUUUAGGCUAUCGAAGUAUGGUUGAACUCCCCUCUCCAAUUAAGAGCAAACCAUUUACAGGGUUCUACGACCAUGGACCUGUGGACAGAGAUUCUAGUGCAUCUGAACCAUCAAUUGGACGGCAACAAGUUGAUUCAAUUGUGCGUGUUUAUGCUCUGGUCGAUUUGGAAGUGCAAAAACAGCUUUAUCUUCAACCAUAAAAAUCUUUCUUACCAAGAUGUGAUAGCAACAGCUAUUCACUACCUUAAAGAAUUCAACAAUGCCAAUAAUUCUCCUUCUGCAGGUCCAGCUGCUGAGAAUCCUCUAUUGAUAUGAUAGUCUUUCCUCCUCCCCCAGUUAAUGUCAUGAAAUUAAACUUUGAUGCUGCCACAAAUAUGCGUGAAUGUGGGAGAUCAAUUGCAGUAGUGGCUAGAGAUCGUUCAGGGGUCCCUCGUGCUUGGAGCCAUCUCUUCCCCAUUAAUUCUUGAAUGUAUGGCUUGUAGGGAAGCUGUACAGUUAGCCUGCUCAAAAGGUUUCCAGAGAGUGAUAAUAGAAGGGGAUUCUCAAGUGGUUAUCAACGCCAUCCAAGGAACCCAAGUCCAGUUGAGAUUCAGGAAAUCAUCAGAGACAUACAAAUCCUCUCAAGAUCAUUACAGUCGGUUUCUUUCAUUUUUGUUAGACGAAAUGCUAAUAAAACUGCCCAUGCUUUGGCUUCAAAGGCUCUUAGAGACUUCUUUUAUAAUUCCCGGUUUCAGGAAAAAAAAAAAGCCAAAUUCAAAAUCAUUUCUUCUCGCGCGCACAAGUAGCGCGUGUUGGAGCCACCCCAAUAUUGGCAAUUUCUCUCUGAAUUCCGCAGAUCAAAAGAAGAAGUUAAAGAUAAUGGAAAAUCUGAGAAGGUCAUCGCUGAAGUUCUUUUCCGAUCAACAACUCUGCUACGCCGAUAUCCUCACUCCCUCUGAGGUUCGGGCCAGAAUCGAAGUCGCAGUGCUCAAUUUUCUCAGGAUCUUGACUUCUCCUGAUCCUGCAAUCUCCGAUCUUCCUCUGAUAAAAAGGAAUUCGAGUAAUAGCAGAGUAAGUCGUGGAUUGUUGACUGAUCUUUCGUGGGUUUUCCUCUCUCAUUCAUUUUGUACAAGGUCUCUCAUGAGAGCCAAUGCAGCUAAGGCGUUUGUUAGAGUUUGGAAGGUGAUGGAGGUUUGCUUUUUGAUUCUGGUUCAAGAAAAGAGGGUCACACAGAGAGAGCUCUUUUACAAGUUGCUUUGUGUUUCACCUGAAUAUUUCUCAUCUCAGUUGCAGGUUAAUAGGACAAUCCAAGAUGUUGUAGCCUUGCUUCGAUGCAGCCGUUAUAGUCUUGGAAUCAUGGCCUCUAGCAGAGGAGUUGUUGCUGGGCGCUUGUUGCUUCAGGAACCAAACCAAGAAGUUGUGGAUUGUGCUGAAUGUGGAUCUUCUGGGUAUGCCAUUUCUGGUGACUUGAAUAUGUUGGACAAAUUGCUUAUGAAAACAGAUGCACGUUACAUCAUUGUGGUGGAGAAGCAUGCAAUAUUCCAGCGGUUGGCAGAGGAUCGUGUGUUCAAUCACAUCCCUAGCAUUCUCAUUACAGCUAAAGGGUACCCUGAUAUAGCCACAAGGUUUUUUCUUCACCGAAUGAGCCGCACUUUCCCUGAAUUGCCAAUUUUGGCACUGGUUGACUGGAACCCAGCAGGAUUAGCUAUACUGUGCACCUUCAAGUUUGGAAGCAUAGGGAUGGGUCUGGAGGCAUACAGAUAUGCCUGCAAUGUAAAGUGGUUGGGACUGCGAGGGGGUGAUCUACAGCUAAUACCUGAAGAAUCACUAGUCCAGUUGAAGCCACGGGACCUGCAGAUUGCUAACAGCUUGAUGUCCUCCGAAAUUUUACCCGUACAGUUGAGAGCCACAGGGAAGAAUUGGCAUUAAUGAUUCAAAGUGGAAAAAGAGCAGAAAUUGAAGCUCUAUACUUCCAUGGAUACGAAUAUUUGGGGAAGUACAUGGCAAAGAAAAUUGUACAAGCCAAUUACAUAUAACACCAGGGCAAACCAAGAAAUGAAAGGUAUGAAGUAGCAUCUGUAUGGCAUUGAGAGGCAAGAAUAUAUGAAACUCUGACUUUGGCCCUGGUGUCCCAGUUAAUACUUCUUCAACGUUUGGAAAUAUAUCAAAAGAAAUUAUAAGAGAGCAAUGUCUACACUCAAAUAUAGGCACUCAAAAUUUAUAUAGGAAGGUAAGGUGAUCAGUUGAAGUUAAACUGAUCCCCAAAUGCAGAGUUGCAACACCUUGUCAAUAGAGAAGCCAUGCCCAUAUCGGCUCUGACUUAAACACUUAGUUCAAGUAAACAAAAGAACUUGAAACAAUUCAUAAAA
This is a messenger RNA of Hevea brasiliensis (rubber tree), 2517 nucleotides long. Its product is annotated as meiotic recombination protein SPO11-2. Gene Ontology annotation, cellular component: nuclear chromosome. The record is from RefSeq and is a predicted model, not a curated record. NCBI's taxonomy places the organism in Eukaryota, Viridiplantae, Streptophyta, Magnoliopsida, Malpighiales, Euphorbiaceae. Bases 641 to 2077 code for a protein of 478 amino acids. Gene Ontology annotation, biological process: meiotic DNA double-strand break processing; reciprocal meiotic recombination; meiotic DNA double-strand break formation. Gene Ontology annotation, molecular function: ATP binding; DNA binding; DNA topoisomerase type II (double strand cut, ATP-hydrolyzing) activity. The transcript has 11 exons.